AUGUCAUCAUAUGCAUUCUUUGUGCAAACUUCCUGGGAGGAGCAUAAGAAGCAGCACCCAAAUGCUUCAGUCAACUUCUUAGAGCUUUCUAAGAAGUACUCAGAGAGGUGGAAGACCAUGUCUGCUAAAGAGAAAGGGGGGAAAUUUGAAGACAUGGCAAAGGCAGACAAGGCCCAUUUUGAAAGAGAAAUGAAAACUUAUAUCCCUCCUAAAGGGGAAACAAAAACAAAAUUCAAGGAUCCCAAUGCACCCAAGAGGCCUCCAUCGGCUUUCUUCUUGUUCUGUUCUGAGUAUCACCCAAAAAUCAAAGGAGAAAAUCCUGACCUAUCUAUUGGUGAUGUUGCAAAGAAACUGGGAGAGAGGUAG
Messenger RNA from Marmota flaviventris (yellow-bellied marmot), 366 nucleotides. NCBI's taxonomy places the organism in Eukaryota, Metazoa, Chordata, Mammalia, Rodentia, Sciuridae. The record is from RefSeq and is a predicted model, not a curated record.